GGCUGUCUGCGCCGUCAUGGACGGCCUCGGGAAGCCUGUAGUCGCUGUGGCGGCCGCGGGCUCGAUACUCACCGCCUUCUGUUACUCGCUUUACCACCGCAAACAGGUCACCGCCCGGUCCCUGCAGGAUGCAACAAAACUUCAUUUAGAUGAAAACCUGAAGACUGUUCUGAUGAAUGCACCGGGAAAGUGCCUUCCCUACGCCGUGAUAGAAGGUGCAGUUAAACCUGUCAAAGAAACCCUGAAUAGCCAGUUUGUGGAGGGUUGCAAAGGAGUUAUACAACGGCUUGUUUUACAGGAACAUAAAAUGGUGUGGAAUCGAGCUACCCACAUCUGGAAUGAUUGUGAAAAGAUUAUUCAUCAAAGGACUAACACUGUACCCUUUGACCUUGUGCCUACUGAUGGUAAUCCUGACAUCUCAGUUAGGGUGAUAAAACCCUUGGACUCCUCUGAACUGAACCUAGAAACUAUGUAUGAGAAAUUUCACCCUGUAGUACAAACAUUUACUGAUAUAAUUGGUCAUUUCAUCAGUGGUGAGCGACCAAAGGGAGUCAAAGAGACUGAAGAAAUGCUGAGAGAUAAGGACAUUAUAACUGGAGUUGGGGAACUUGUGUUGGACAGUAACAUUAUUAAGAUACAGCCUCCAAAGCAAGGACUCCAGUACUACUUAAGUCGACUAGACUUUGAGUCUCUUGUUCGAAAACAAGAGUCCAAGGCAAAGCUAUGGAAAAUCCUGACGAUGGUGUUUGGAAUUACAACUUGUAUAAGUUUAUUUUUCAUAUUACGGCAGCAGUAUAAACGUUACAUAAGGGAACAGGAACAGUCAAGGCUGCAGAGAGAAAUUCUGGCAGUGAAGAAGCAGCGUUUGCAGGAGCUUGACUUGACAGAAGAUCAAAUCCCACAAAAUGCAUGUGCCAUCUGUCUAAGCAGGGAACGUUCCUCUGUGUUCCUGGAGUGUGGACACGUCUGCUCUUGUACUGAUUGUUAUGAGGCCUUACCUUUACCUAAGAAAUGUCCUAUUUGUCGAAAUGUUAUCUCCAGAUUAGUCCCAUUGUACAAUAGUUAAGUAUUCACUUUUUUUAACAGCACUUUGUGAAAUGAAAAUGCAUGUCGUUAGGAAAUUAACUGGGGUUGAAAGGUUAAAAACAGUUUGUGUAAAAUUUUAUGUAAGAUGCAUAUACUUAUAAACGUGGUUAUUUGUUUUCUAUUUGGCCUUUUCUUUUCUACAUUUCUUAUGUCCUGUGAUGGACUCACCUCUGGUGGUGAAAUGCAUUUUUAUUCCUUUCCCCAUAAAUACUCACCUGUAUGUCAUAAGAUCACAAGAAAUAGGAGCAGUAGAACACUUUGAAACCAUGUCUCAUAGUUCCAGACUUCCCCAGAAUGAAGGAUAGCCUCUCAGCAUCUGCCCCCUCAUCUAAUCCCCUCAGAAUUUGGAGUCUCACUAAGAUCCCCUCAUAUUAUGCUAAACUCUAUUGUGUAUCAGCCUAACCUUUCCUCAGUAAAACAGCCCCUUCAUUCUAGUCAUCAGCCCAUUGUGCCUCUAAUUCCAGGAUAUGUAUGUCCCUCAUUAUAUAAGAUUACAUACAGUACGUUGGCUGUCCACUGCAGCUGUAGUUAGCCUCGCCGUUUUUAUAAUCCAUCACUUUUAAGUCAAAAUCAAAAUUCCAUCUGACUUCCAAUAACUUACUGUGCCUGCUUGCUAGCUUUGUGAGAUUAAUGUACAAAGGUACUCAGAUCUGCUGUACCAAAGCAUUCUGUCAUCAUCCUCCAGUUAAAUAAUAAACUGCUUUCUAUUCUUCAUGCCAAAGUGGACUACCUUACAUUUUCAAACAUUAUAGACCAUCUGUCAGCUUUCUUGUUUAUUUGCUUAACCUAUCUAUAUCCCUUUCCAGAUUCUUUGUAUCAUCCUCACAGCUUGCAUUCCAUCCUGUCUUCAUAAUGUCAGCAAAUUUGCCUGCAUUACAGUUAGUCUCAAUCCAAUCUAAUACAGGUUGCAAAUAGUUUAAGCCGUCACAUUGAUCCCUGUUGCACUCCACAAAUUGAAGUUUGCCAACCUGAAAAUCACCCCCGUACCCUGAUUCUGUUUCCUGUUAGCUAGUUAGUUCUUUGCCUUGGUAAAAUAUCACCCCAAUGCCAUAAGCUCUUGUUUGGUGAACUUUUAUGUGGAACUUUAUGGAAUAUGUUUUGGAAAUGCAAAUGCAUAAUAUCUGGUUGAAUAGAGAGAGCAGGAGGGCAUGCCAGGAACAGCACCAGGUAUACCUAAAGAUGAAGUGUCAAUCUGGUCGAGCUCCACAGGACUACUUCAUGCCAAAUAACAUAAUCAGCAAAUGAUAGACAGGGCUAAGUAAGUCUACAGCCGACAGUCAGAUCUAAGCUGUGCAGUCCUGCCACAACUAGUUAAGAAUGGUGGUGGGCAAUUAAACUCCUCACUAGAGGAGGAGGUUCCACAAAUAUCCCCAUCCUCAUUGAUGGGGAAGCCCAGCAUAUCAGUGUAAAAGAUAAUACUGAAGCAUUUGCAGCAAUCUUCAGCGAGGACUGUUGAGUGGAUGAUCCAUCUUGGCCUCCUCCAGUGAUCCCCAGUAACACAGAUACCAGUCUUUAGCCAAAUCAAUUCCAUCUGUGUGAUAUGAAGAAAUGAUAGAAGCACUGGAUAGUGCAAAGUCAAUGAGCCCUGGCAAUAUUCUGGCAAUAAUACUGAAGAUUUGAACUCCAGAACUUGCUGCCCCCACCACUCCCCAGCCAAUCUUGGCCAGUGCAGUUACAAUACUGGCACCUAGUCAACUGUGAAAAGUUGUCCAGGUAUGUCCUGUACACAAAAAACAGGUCCGAUUCAACCCAGCCAAUUAUCCAGUCUACUCUCAAUCCUCAGUAAAGUCCUCGCUCUCACAAAUAUUUAAUAAUCCCUCCUUAACUGCAUUCUGUGGCAAGGAGCUUCAAAGUUACUUAACCCUUAGAGAACAAAAAGAUUCUUGUCAUCCUGUCCUGAAAGGGGAAAUUAUAAUUUUAAAACAAGGUCCCUGAUGUGUAGACUGAUGAACAAGAGGAAACAUCCUUUUUGAGAGAAUUUGUAGCUCAGGUUGAGGUUCUGGAUGUAGGCUUGUUCGCUGAGCUGGAUGGUUAGUUUUCAGUAGUUUCAUCACCAUACUAGAUAACAUCAGUGAGCCUCUGGAUGAAGCAGUGGUGUUAUGGCCCACUCUUUAUUUGUGUUUAUGUUUCUUUGGGUUGGUGAUGUCAUUUCUUAGAAACAUGGCAUUCCAACCGAAACACACUCAACAAAUACAUUGACUUGGAUCCCAUUUACCACACCUGAAAGAACAGGAAAUGACAUCACCAACCCAAGGAAACCUAAACACAUAAAUAAAAAGUGGGCCGUACCAUCGGUGGUUCAUCUGGAGGUUCACUGAUGAUGUUACCUAGUAUGGUGAUGAAACAUCUGAAAACGAACCUUCCAGCUCAGUGAGCAACCCUACAUCUAGGAAACAUCGUUUUCACAUCAAUCUUGUUAAGAUGAUUCAGGAUCCUGUACUUUUUAAUCAAGUCACUCUCACUCUGCUAAACUCCAACUUAGCUACUAUGCUUGUCCUCUCCUCAUCUAAGUAAGUAAUGGAAAUUGUAUAAAUUUAAAGGCCCAACACAGACGCCUGUGGAUUUUCACUUAUUACAUUUUGCAAUCAAAGUUUGUGCACUUUUUUUGCGAGCUAUCCAGGCUAUUAUCCAUGCUAAAACAUUACCCCCUCCACCUAUUUUCUGUAAUUGCUUUUGAAAUGGCACCUUACCAAAUGCUUUCUUAAAAUCCAAGCACAUUUUAUUUGCAGGUUUGCUUCAUCCACAACGCAAGUUACUCCUUCAAAGACUGCUAUAAAUUGCUUAAACAUCAUUUCCCCUUGGUGCCUCUUCUGAAUUAAUUUGACUUUUUCCUGAGAAAAGCAGUUAUAAGUUCUUUUAGGAUUUAGUUCUAACACCUUCCCCAUGGGAAGCUAACUGACUAUAGUUUCCUAUUUUCUACCUCCCUCCUUGAAAAGGCAGUUAUGUUUUCUACUUCCCAGUCUUUAAGAACCUUUCCUGCACAUAAGGAUCUUUAGAAAAUUAAAUCAAAGCAUCCACAACCUCAUUUAAAGGAGGUUGUUAAGGCCCUAGGAUGAUGCUCAUCAGGAGGUUUGUCAGCUCCCAUCUCCAUCAGGUUACUUGUACCACUUCUCUUAAGAUUGGAAUUUCACGAAGUUCCAUUCCUUACCAUUCCUUUCGUACAACAUCUUUAAUUAUUCUUGGCUCAUUGCACAAUGCCAGGUCCAAAAUCCUCCAGAGUACCUUUAUCAAUUUGAUUUGUCCAAUCAAUGUGAAGGUUAAUGAUUUCAGAGAGAAACCUCACUUUGGGCAUGGUAGCUAGUGUACUGCAUUGCCAGUGAUAUGGUCAAUUGGUUUUGAAGUCAUUGUUAGCAAUCAUUUAAAGAUUUUUUUUCAAUUAAUCUGCUUUACUAUGAAUCAGGUUUUCUUGUACUAAUGAGUUAAAAUGCGGUUUACACAAAAUUCACGGGUCUGAUUGUUUUUAUGUAUUUCAUUGUCUUGGUACAUAGUCGGAUCUUAUUAAAGGAAGCAGCAUUGCUCAUA
Molecule: messenger RNA, 4608 nt
Organism: Hemiscyllium ocellatum (epaulette shark)
Lineage: Eukaryota; Metazoa; Chordata; Chondrichthyes; Orectolobiformes; Hemiscylliidae
Gene: mul1
Product: mitochondrial E3 ubiquitin protein ligase 1b
Exons: 4
Coding region: 17-1066 (349 amino acids)
Biological process (GO): protein ubiquitination; organelle organization
Cellular component (GO): mitochondrion
Molecular function (GO): ubiquitin-protein transferase activity
Source: RefSeq, a predicted model, not a curated record